AGUCAGUUAUCCCGUGCACGUUGCCGCGUGCGGUAGGCUGCGAGAGCCGACGACGACGAGACGACGCCGACGCCUCGCUGGGGGAUUCCUUUCGUCGUGUGUGUUGCUUGCUGCCGGCGUUCGCUCGCGGGGCGGUGAAUAUACGUGUUGUUCGUUUGUGCACCUCGCUGGAACUCGGCCAGCCCGUUCGUACGUACACCCGUGAUGUGUUUGACGGACGCUGUCCCCGCCACACCCCCCACGCCGUGGUCGUCGUUCGGAUAAAUAUCGCCGGCAUCGUGGGAUACCGCCGUGCGCAAAAAGGAUUGGAGUCCGAGUUGUGCGGUCGGGCGGCCUUGCCAGGAACGAAAGGUAGCAUCAAGGUCACGCUUCUGACACCGCCGCUGAGAUCUGUUCUCUCACCACGUGGACGCUGGUCGGCUGGACCACCAGAGUGACGGGUGAAGAUGCUGCAGCAGAUCCUGCGGGAUAUGUACAUCGAGCCCCAGCUGCUGGCGGAGCUGGACGAGGAGCAACGGCACAUCCUCUUCUGCAAGAUGCGGGAAGAGCAGGUGCGACGCUGGGAGCAGAGAGAGAAAGACACCAAUGGCCUCGCAAACAAGGCCACCCUGUCCAAGAAGCCUGGCUGCAAGCGCGUGGACUUUCUUCUGGGUGAUGACGGCGAACCCUGGACAUGGGUGAUGGGGGAGCACCCUGAGGAUCCGAGCAUCGAGGAGAUCGUGGAGAGGGAAACAAAAGACCGCGCACGACGGCUUGCCGCCAACGAGGCGCUCCAACUCAGGAACCAGGAGGAGGCGGAGACUGAACCGGUGCCGGCCCUCCCUGCGACCACACCCCCGGCAUCUCCACCCCGCCCCACAGCCCUGGAGAUUGAGGUGGAAGGGGAAGUGGUGCAGCUGCGGCGCAAGAAGCCGCCCCUGGAGAAGUGCUUCUCCCUCGAGAAGGAGGUGGCGGCCCUGCUCCAGGGCUCCGUGGUGGGCUCCAAGGCCACCUCGCCUACUGUGGACCGUAACACCUGGCUCUCACAGAAGCAGCAGGAGAUCAGGAACCGUGAGGAGAACCUGAAGCAGUUGAUGGAGCAGCGGUCCAACGAAAUUUACCAAGAGAUCAAGGCCCAGCAACGCAAGAGCCUCGAGGCUGCAGAGCGAGAGAGCAUGGUUCAGGAAGAACUCUGGAUGGAGCAAGAGAAGCGUGCCAAGGAGGUGGAGAAGCAGAUACGCGAGAUUGCGCGUCUCGCACGCGAAGAGCACCGCAGGGGCCUCCUUUAUGGGACCAGCCCCGUGGUCACAGCCGAAGCGAAGUCGGAGGACGCUGUGCCCAGGUCUAAUGUGCCCCCCAAGGUUGUCCCAGUGGUCCCCCAGGUGGACGUUUCUCUCAAUGGCCACAACGAAACUGCGCCUCUGCCGUCCCAUGCUACCUCCAGAAGCAAAGAUGCCAAAUUAUUCAACAAGGCGGACAUCAUGGAAUGGUUCCUGAAGGAGGAGUAUCCCAAAGGUGCAGUCAUGGACCACAACUGCAACAACCCGGCUAUAUGGUUCCACGGGUUCAUCACGAGGUCCGAGUCGGAGCAGCUGCUCCAGCGCCAGGCGGCCGGCUCGUUCCUGGUCCGCGUACACGAGCGCAUCCGCGGCUAUGUCAUCUCGUACUGGGCGGGCGACCGCUGCAAGCACUACCUCAUCGACGCCUCCCUGGGCCACUGCCAGUUCUUCGGCUCCAACCAGGUGGUCUUCCCCAAGCUCAGGGACCUCGUGCGACACCACACUGAUAAUCCCAUCACUGCAGUGGGACAAGAACAGCUCCUGAGCCCGUGUCCUAGGAACAACAACAACAGUCUGCCUUCCUUACUCUCGACGCUCUGAUGAUGCGUCAGAUGUCGAGGAAGUUGCAGCCAGUGUCUUCUCUCCCAAAGUGCCAAGGAACGCUACGUCGCUCUGUGCCAGCGCCGAGGCCAACAUCUGCCGAGGAACGGCCCAACAAGUCCAAAGAGCCUCGAGAACAUUUUUUUUUCUUUGCCCAGUCCACGAUCCGACGGAGGUUCGGCAUGCCACCGAAUUUCUCGGACCGUAACCUACUAUACUAUAUAUCGCAAUUACAACUAGCCCCCAGUGAUUCAACUGGCCAGGUUCGCCGUAACGCGACGGCGAUUUGUAACAUAGUGUACAUAUUGUUUUCUCUCUUGGAGGCGACCCCAGGAAUGUGGCGAACACAUUUGGCGUUGUUUGCGUCUAUGUCAUACUUUAAAGUGCAAUUGCUCGCUGUGCUUGUUCAAAUUACGUAGUGACUAGUGCGAGGAAUGUGCAGGCAUUUUUAUCUUUUAUCAUUGGCCGGGAUUCUAGCCAUAACCUUUCGGCAUUGCUAGCAAUAGAGGUCAUAGAUAUCUUUUUCGGAGCAACUGUAAUGUUUUUAAUUAUAACGCGAGUCCUUGUGGUAUUCCCGGCUGCUUUGUAUGCUUGUCUCUCAGUGUGUGUAUGUUUAGGAGUGAGGAGGGGGCAAGGGGUUAAUACUAAGCAAUGGCUGGAAAUCAAAAUAAGGCUGUAGGAAUCUCUCGAGACAAACUUCCCUGGCGGGCUCUGGGGAAAAACGAAGAGCGUUACCUGCGAAGUUUCUGUUCUGCGCAAAACUUUGCAGAAAUAAAUGCCCGGCCAGCUUUUGAAA
Ixodes scapularis (black-legged tick) is the source of this 2655-nucleotide messenger RNA. Its product is annotated as SH2 domain-containing protein 4A. Bases 447 to 1859 code for a protein of 470 amino acids. The record is from RefSeq and is a predicted model, not a curated record. Gene Ontology annotation, cellular component: cytoplasm. The transcript is spliced from 10 exons. Lineage: Eukaryota; Metazoa; Arthropoda; Arachnida; Ixodida; Ixodidae.